AUUUUCAUAAAUAACGAGUGGCAUGAUGCAGUCAGUAAAAAAACCUUCCCUUCCAUCAACCCAGCAACUGGAGAAGUCAUCUGCCAGGUUGCAGAGGGCGAUAAGGCAGAUGUGGACAAGGCCGUUCAGGCAGCCAAGGCAGCUUUCCAGCUGGGCUCGCCCUGGAGGAGGAUGGAUGCUUCUCACGCGCUGGCUGACCUGAUCGAGAGGGACCGGGCGUACCUGGCGGCGCUGGAAACUCUGGACAAUGGCAAGCCAUACUCCAUCUCCUACCUGGUGGAUUUGGACAUGGUAGUCAAAUGUCUCAGAUACUUUGCAGGCUGGUCAGAUAAAUUCCACGGCAAAACCAUCCCCUUAGACGGAGACUUCUUCUGUUACACAAGACACGAGCCAGUGGGAGUUUGUGGGCAGAUAAUCCCGUGGAACUUCCCGCUGUUGAUGCAGGCAUGGAAACUUGGGCCUGCCCUGGCCACCGGGAACGUGGUGGUGAUGAAAGUGGCGGAGCAAACCCCGCUGAGUGCCCUCUACGUGGCCAGCCUGAUCAAAGAGGCUGGAUUCCCACCAGGAGUGGUGAACAUCAUCCCUGGCUAUGGGCCCACUGCAGGGGCUGCCAUCUCCUCCCACAUGGAUAUAGAUAAAGUGGCCUUCACCGGCUCCACGGAGGUUGGGCACCUGGUCCAGAAGGCUGCAGCAGAGAGUAACCUAAAGAGGGUGACCCUGGAGCUCGGAGGAAAGAGUCCAAACAUAAUCAUGUCUGAUGCAGACAUGGACUGGGCGGUGGAUCAAGCCCACUUUGCCCUCUUCUUCAACCAAGGGCAGUGCUGCUGUGCCGGAUCCCGGACGUACGUCCAGGAGGAUGUUUAUCAGGAGUUUGUGGAGAGGAGUGUUGAGAAGGCCAAGAACAGGGUGGUUGGAAACCCCUUUGACUUUAAAACUGAACAGGGGCCUCAGGUAGAUGAAAAGCAGUUUAAGAAGAUCCUUGGGUACAUUCACACUGGGAAGCAGGAAGGAGCCAAACUGCUGUGUGGUGGCAACCCCGCUGCAGACAGAGGCUAUUUCAUCCAGCCAACUGUCUUUGGGGAUGUGCAGGACAACAUGACGAUUGCCAGAGAGGAGAUAUUUGGGCCGGUCAUGCAGAUCCUGAAAUUCAAAACCAUUGAGGAAGUCAUUGAGCGAGCGAAUGACUCCAAGUACGGCCUAGCAGCAGCAGUCUUUACAAAGGAUCUUGACAAAGCAAACUAUGUGUCACACGGCCUGCGAGCUGGAACAGUUUGGGUUAACUGCUAUGAUGUGUUUGGUGCCCAAGCCCCGUUUGGUGGCUACAAAGCUUCUGGUAAUGGGCGAGAGCUGGGAGAAUACGGCCUGGAGGCAUACGUAGAGGUGAAAAAUGUGACAAUCAAAAUUCCACAGAAAAACUCCUAAAGGCAGCGUUUGGGAACGCCUGUGCUGCUCCAUG
Molecule: messenger RNA, 1456 nt
Organism: Nestor notabilis (Kea)
Lineage: Eukaryota; Metazoa; Chordata; Aves; Psittaciformes; Psittacidae
Gene: ALDH2
Product: aldehyde dehydrogenase 2 family (mitochondrial)
Exons: 13
Molecular function (GO): aldehyde dehydrogenase (NAD+) activity
Source: RefSeq, a predicted model, not a curated record